Messenger RNA from Colletotrichum abscissum, 2106 nucleotides. RefSeq lists its product as uncharacterized. The record is from RefSeq and is a predicted model, not a curated record. The transcript has 3 exons. Lineage: Eukaryota; Fungi; Ascomycota; Sordariomycetes; Glomerellales; Glomerellaceae. The coding region runs from base 1 to 2106 and encodes 701 amino acids.
AUGGCGGAGCCACGAAUAGAUGUGGACGAUCAGGAUCAACCAUUAUCUUCGAUACAGUCGGCUGGUGGGCAGUCCCUAGUCCGCCAGCUCCUUGACAUCCAGACCGCUACUAUCGAGCAAUCGAAAUCACUUCAUUUCAUCCAAAACCUCGACUGUCUGUAUCUUGAUAAAACCCGAGACCGAAAACGCCCCCCACAAACCCGCGAUUCAGCGUCUGAAGAUGAUCGCCCUGUGUGGCUCCGCCAAAGCGGCCUGAAUGCCCUCAAAGACCUGAACUAUGUAGCUGUGUCUUGGACAUGGGGAGCUUCAGAACCAUACGAGGAUUCUACAGCCGGCCACCAUCUAGUACAACUCUCUAAUGGGAAACGCGAACCUUCUGGGGUCCGCAACCGGGUCUUCGACCGCAUACGGCGAUACCUGGAAGCCCAGUCUGGCCUGCAAUACGUAUGGAUAGAUAUGCACUGCAUCUGUCAGGAGCCGGGCCCAGAGAAGACUCGGGGUAUGCAGGCAAUGGAUAUGGUCUACAAGCUGAGCAAUCACCCCAUUGCUCUGCUAGCGCGACCGAUCGAAUCGCACGAAGAGCUUUGCCUUCUCGCAGACGUUCUCCAGGGCAAUUUUGUGUCAAAACAUGCUUCUGGAGAGUUCCGCUUAAGUUCCUUCGCAGAGAGCGCCCUGGAAAGGCUUCGUAGAGCAUUGUCCCUUCUCGACGCCAUAACCUCCGAUUUUUGGUGGACAAGAGCCUGGACUUUUCAGGAAAAUUAUCGUUGCGAUGGACAAAUGACGCUACUCAUCCCUCAUCCAGAAGAUGGUGAAAUAUUCAGGGAGAAGACAAAGAAGGAAAAAGUUUUCGGUAACGUAGUGGGCGACAUAUCGAUCUCAUCUCGAGAGUUCCAGACGGAAUCCACAAAACUAUGCCAAGCCUGCAUAAUUGCAGAGGAGGAUGGCAGCGUCUCCGGUCUGUCCGAUGUUGCCGAACGAAUUCUCAAGACAGCUCCUAAUUACGAGUUCCUAUUACGGGAGACCAUGCCCGAUGGACGAUAUUCUGCCCCCUGGUCACAGUCGCCGAGGAUCAUAAAGGAUAUCGAGUCCCGCGGCAGCAAAUUCUGCCACGACAGAUUGGCAAUAGUCGCAAAUUGCUGCCAAUACUCCAUCAGGCUAGAUGACGCCAUCUUGCGGCAAGGAUCACACAGCAUGAGUCUAUCUAUGCUCGCCCUUUACCUCUUGAACGGAGAGAUCAUGGAGAACACAUGUGAAAAGAAGGAAGAGAACCGUCUUUGGAUGAGAUGUCGGAGGCAAACAGUCGCCGACUUCGUCACGGACCAGUCCUUCGAUGACUUUUGUCCACCUCUGCUGAAGCGUCCUCUUGUCUUCAACAAUGGGUGCCGAUUCAUUGAUGUUCGGCUAACACAUGAGGGCUUGAAGACCUUUGGUCAUCUAUGGAAGCUCGGUCGUGUCAUACGGCCAGAACAUUACGUGAAGUUUUAUCCACAUGCAAAGUGCCGAAGACGACACACUCGGAGGAGUCGACGAACGCACGCCAUAGAGCGUCUUACGCAGUUGCAAUAUGCCCUCCGUGAUAUUCGCAACUAUCCUAUAGUGGAUGAGCUGAAGCGCUUUAUUGAUACCGUUUUACGACCGAUGCAAGAGGCAACUUUCUCCAAGAAUUACAUGCGGAUGAUGGCCGAGAUAGUUGUUGCGGCAAUGGAUGCGGAGAAGCCGCUGGUACUUGGCGGCCUGCUCGAUGAUCAACCGUACAGUUACUGCGGUAUUUUUGUACUAGAAGACAUGGAAGGGGAUGAAGAGCCAAAAGGGUAUGAAGAUGAUGAUGUUGUGCUAUUUGAUGACCGAAGCGACGAUUCAGGUGCAAGCUCUCACACCAAUUAUCAUCAUAUUGCUUCCGAUUCUGUGAGUGGGGGCGACUCUGAGAAAGAGUCGGAGGGCUCUUCGGAGAACAAAGACGACGAUAUAGUCAGGUACGUGUUCACUUCUUCCAAGCCGAUGAAGGAGUCUUCGGAAACACUGUACCCGAACGAUAUUGAUAAGCACGUGUCGAUUGCUGUCGCUGGAGCUAUCGCUGGAAAGAUUACAUCACAAGAGUACACGUGA